Molecule: messenger RNA, 574 nt
Organism: Chironomus riparius
Lineage: Eukaryota; Metazoa; Arthropoda; Insecta; Diptera; Chironomidae
Source: the annotation of a GenBank genome assembly
AGCAAAUUCAGUUCAUUUUUAAAUUUUGUCAUUGAAGGAUCCCAAAAAAAUUAGAAAAUCAUGAAAGGAAAAUUCGCAAGUUUGAUUUUAUUUUCAUUUAUAGCUUUUGUGAGUUUAACUGACAUGAAAUUUUCAAGAUGUGGCGAUAACAACAUUUAUAGAGGUUUAAACUGUGCGAUUAAUCGAGUCGCAAUUGAGGGAUGCAAUGUUAAUGUAACAAAAGAUUGUAGCUUGAAACGAGGAAAUAAUGCAUCAAUGGUUGUUGAUUUUACACCCGACUUUGAUGCUGAAAAUUCUACAGUGACAAUUCACGCUAUUACCUUUGGUGAAAAGGCAUGGCCUGGAAUGGACACAAAUGGUUGUAAAUUCAUGACAUGCCCUAUUGAAAGUGGAGUUAACAAUACAUACUCAUAUGGUGUUCAAGUCAGCUACACAUAUCCAUUGGCCACUGUCCCUAUUCGUGUAGUAUUUGCUUCAAAUAAUCAACCUAAGUGCUGCUUUGUUACGAAAAUUAAAAUCGAAAAAUCAAACUAAAUUUUGAAUUAAUAAUAAAAUCAUUUUAUUGAACUAUUAA